Messenger RNA from Daucus carota subsp. sativus, 821 nucleotides. RefSeq names its product ras-related protein Rab2BV. Gene Ontology annotation, molecular function: GTPase activity; GTP binding. Lineage: Eukaryota; Viridiplantae; Streptophyta; Magnoliopsida; Apiales; Apiaceae. Gene Ontology annotation, biological process: vesicle-mediated transport. The transcript is spliced from 2 exons. Bases 55 to 702 code for a protein of 215 amino acids. The record is from RefSeq and is a predicted model, not a curated record. Gene Ontology annotation, cellular component: endosome.
UUGGAUCUGUGUGUACAUAUUGUUUGAGGUAGAAGUCUAGAGGUUUGAUUAACAAUGUCGUAUAAGGUGGAUAAUGAGUACGACUAUUUGUUUAAGGUUGUCUUGAUUGGAGACUCUGGUGUCGGAAAAUCUAAUAUACUUUCCAGGUUUACAAGGAAUGAGUUCUGUUUGGAGUCUAAAUCAACCAUUGGUGUCGAGUUUGCCACUCGGACUCUUCAGGUAGAGGGAAAAACAGUGAAGGCGCAAAUCUGGGACACGGCAGGACAAGAAAGGUACAGAGCUAUAACAAGCGCAUACUACAGAGGAGCAGUAGGAGCGCUCUUGGUUUAUGACAUAACAAAACGACAGACGUAUGAGAAUGUACAGAGGUGGCUUCGGGAACUCAGAGACCACGCUGACUCCAACAUUGUCAUAAUGCUGGCUGGGAACAAAGCUGAUUUGAAUCAUUUGAGAGCGGUCCAAGAAAAAGAAGGUGAGGGAUUGGCGGAGAAGGAAGGCCUUUCGUUCCUGGAGACAUCUGCAUUGGAAGCAAUUAACGUCGAAAGGGCGUUUCAAACAAUUUUAUUGGACAUUUAUCAGAUAAUAAGCAGGAAGGCAUUGGCAGCUCAGGAAGCAGCUGCUUCUGUUCCAAGUCAUGGCACAACUAUUCAGGUUGAUGAGUUUCAUAAUUCUGUCAAGAAAACGACAUGUUGUUCAACUUGAGUGACAAAUGCUUGUAGGACAUAGUAUGGUGGGUUUAAGAAUUUAGAAAAAAAAGAAAAAAUUGCUGAGAUUGAUUAGCAAAUGCUUGCAUUAUUGUAUGACAUUAUGCAUAAUUAAUG